GCGUGCCUUACGUGGAGCGGAAGUAAACAACCUGGGCUGACGUGGAGCAGCAGACUUCCAGCAGCAGCCGAACCGACCGGACCGACCGGACCCGACCGGACCUCUCUCCCGGGCUUAAAGCAACCUCCAACCUCUUUAUUUUAUAUGUGGAGUGCGGUCGUCGUGUGAACUCUCCAACGGACAACCAACGGACAACCAACGGACAACCAACGGCCAACCAACGGCUCUCGGGUAACCGUUCGCUCUCGGAGUUAAGAUGGCGGCAGCGGAGGAGGCCAGCAGACCGUUCGCCGGGCUCUCGGAUGUCUCCAUAUCGGAGGACAUCCCGGUGGAGGGGGACAUCUCCGUGCCCGUCGCCUCCUCCAGGCGGGACGAGGAGUUCUCCACGCUGGACGAGCCGGUGAAGGAGACCAUCCUGCGGGAUCUGCGGGCGGUCGGGAACAAGUUCAUCCACGUCCUGUACCCGAAACGCAGCUCGGCUCUGCUGCGGGACUGGGACCUGUGGGGCCCGCUGCUGCUGUGCGUGACUCUGGCUCUGCUGCUGCAGGGCGGCGCGGCGGACAGCGACGACCAGGGAGGACCGCAGUUCGCUGAGGUCUUCGUCAUCAUCUGGUUCGGCUCCAUCAUCAUCACCCUCAACUCCAAGCUGCUGGGUGGCACCAUCUCCUUCUUCCAGAGCCUGUGCGUGCUGGGAUACUGCAUCAUGCCUCUGACGGCGGCCAUGGCCGUGUGCCGGAUCGUCCUGAUCGGCGGCUCGGGGACGGUCAGCUUCGCCGUGCGGCUGGUGGUGGUGACGGCGUCCUUCGGCUGGUCCACCUUCGCCUCCACGGCCUUCCUCGCCGACAGCCAGCCGCCCAACCGCAAGGCGCUGGUGGUGUACCCGGUGUUCCUCUUCUACUUCGUGAUCGGGUGGAUGAUCCUGACGUUCUCGCCGUCGCAGUAGCGGGGAGGGGAAACGCGAAGGGGAGCGGAGCUGAACUGACAAAGAUGAAGGAGGUUUUUGUGGAGUGAAAGAACUCAAACAAACAACCGGUAUCUGCCUUUUGAACGAAUGACUACUGAACUGACGGCGAGUGUUUCUGGGCCUCUGAUACAGAAUCAAAGACUCAUGAAACAUCAAAACACUUUAUUCCAAAUGGACUCUUUCAGGUGAAGCGGCGGCUCGCGCUCAGAUGAGGCCGGUUGACGGUUGUUGUUCCCACUUUGUCUCCCGUGUGUUUACGAUCUGUGUAAAUAAAGUCCAUAGGCCUGUAUAUAGAAAUACUCUAUGAAUGUUUGAACUAGCAGGGCUAUGAUUGUUUUCUCCUCCUCCUGGUCUCUCUGGGUGUGUUUGAAACCUCGUCCUCGCACUACAUUCUCCAUUAACAGAUUUUAUUUUAUGCAGGGUGACUGAGAGGAUUUAGAUUUUGCCUUUUAAGUCGACCCUUCUCAGCGUUUUUCUUUUAGUAUUUUGGGGUAAUUUUUUGUUUUUAUUAGACAUGACAGGAAAUCAACAGAGAACGUCUCGAUUCACGGCCAAUGUAAAGCAAUCUGACAUUUUGGUGAAGAUCACUUUCUUUCUGAGGGUCACAUGAGAAGAACUGAUUGCGGGUCUGUUUGUAGGCUAUCUUGGCUCUCCAGCGGCUCUAAAACAGCGUCAUAUUUGAGGUGUUUAAUCUGUGAAACUGAUAAUUCUUACAUUUUCUUCUGAAAGGUGCGAGGAAACAGACUUCCUGUUCAGGCUGAUUGUUCAUCUUUUACUAACCCCCCCUGACGACCUUUGACCCCCUGCUCUAUAACCCUGUCCUCGAUGUUCUCCCAAAUCACCAGGGGCCACUUUUUGUUGAUUUCUUUUAAUUUAUAUGUACCCAUUUUCAUCAGCAAAUGAAAAAGAUUAAAAUAUAUUUGAUCGGCUGUGA
Dicentrarchus labrax (European seabass) is the source of this 1898-nucleotide messenger RNA. RefSeq names its product Yip1 domain family, member 6 (gene yipf6). Lineage: Eukaryota; Metazoa; Chordata; Actinopteri; Moronidae. Gene Ontology annotation, biological process: endoplasmic reticulum to Golgi vesicle-mediated transport. Bases 257 to 943 code for a protein of 228 amino acids. The transcript is spliced from 2 exons. The record is from RefSeq and is a predicted model, not a curated record. Gene Ontology annotation, cellular component: trans-Golgi network; membrane.